GCCACGGAAAAUACGUGGAAGUUAUGUGGGAGAUGUUUUCUCUUCCACAUCAUGGCUCUUAAGUCGAUUCUUGUCCGUUAAGUUUGUGCGAUUGUCUGAUCUUGCAGUGCCAAAAUGAAUGCAUCGGCAUGGAUGCUCAAAUUGGUAAUAUCGGCGAUACUCUUUCUUCUGACACCACCUGCACAGACCUUUUCGGAUGAAGAUAUAGAAACGACUAUUAACCGGGAAAUCGUUGAAAAGCUCAGUUCACUUCCCGGUCAGGACAUAUGUGGUACAAGCAGAACCAUCCAAGGCCGCAUUGUUGGAGGAAUGCCAGCAAAGUUGGGUGAUUGGCCCUGGGCUGUGGGCAUGGGGCUGACAUUGAAGUAUAAUAACGCUUAUAGGUUUGCUUGUGGUGCUGCACUAAUUUCUAACAGACAUUUGGUAACGGCUGCUCACUGCUUUAAGGAUUUUAAGGAGCCUUCGUUUCAACCUAAAAAUCAACAUUUCGAUACCGAAGGGAUGGCAUUUAGGAUCGGCGAGUUAGUUUUGAACAAUACAAUCGACGAGAGAGCCACACCGAAGAUUUAUCGGCCCGCAAAAAUCGCUGUGCACCCGAGAUUCGGCGAUGAUACAACGGAGGGCUUCGACAUCGCAGUUAUCACCCUGGAUUCCGAGGUACAAUUCACAGAUCUCAUCAGACCCAUUUGUCUUCCCAUCAGAGAUUUUUUCUUCAAGGAUGACUUUGAAGGAGAAACGGUAACCGUCGUCGGUUGGGGUAAACGGCAAGAUAAAAGGGGUGCCCCUAGCUCCAAUCAGCUGAUGCAAGUGCAGCUUCCCAUACUGAGCUCAGUGGAGUGCCUUACAUUGCUGCAACGCAUUCAAAUUAAGUUUUCCCCUGAUGGCUUCUGUGCGUAUUCGGAGAAUAAAGAUGCUUGCCAGGGUGACAGCGGUGGCCCGACAAUGUUGUACAGAGAUGGAAAAUGGUAUUUGUACGGAGUGGUAUCGUAUGGGCGUGGUUGUGCUCGAAAAGAGGCGCCUGGUGUGUACAAUAAAGUCCACACCCAUCUGAAAUUUAUUGCUGAUUCAUUGGGCUAAGUGCAGGAUCACUUUUGAGUUGGAAAAUCAAGUUCGUUACUUGAUUAAUGGCAUUUUAAACUCUCAACACAUUGUACGAUGAGGGGGUUUCGAGAUGAAACAACUGAAAUGCUUGAGUCUAACCACCGAAUUCUAAUCGACCGAAAAAAAGAACAAGAAAACCGAUUAGAUUUUUUUAUUUCGGGACUUGGUGUUACAAAAUGUUCAAUAGUUCAUCCGUAUAGCUAUACUUGAAUUAUUAGACGUAUUUGAAAUUCGUGUCUAAUGACGAAAAACUCUCUUGUUGAUUAAAAGUCUCGUAUAACAUCAAAAGCUCUUUUACUAAUUUUGUCCAAAGCCCGAAAAACUGUAAUAAUGAAUGGAAUAAAGCUAAAUUUGAGAAAAAAA
This is a messenger RNA of Bemisia tabaci, 1464 nucleotides long. Its product is annotated as venom protease. NCBI's taxonomy places the organism in Eukaryota, Metazoa, Arthropoda, Insecta, Hemiptera, Aleyrodidae. Gene Ontology annotation, biological process: proteolysis. The record is from RefSeq and is a predicted model, not a curated record. Gene Ontology annotation, molecular function: serine-type endopeptidase activity.